UGACUGAACAAAGCACCGAGUCAUCGUCGGUCGUCACCCCUUCCCGGCGGCACGGCACCCCUCUGCUUCCCGGCGAGGCGACUAUGAGCGGCGGCGGCGGCGGCAGUGGAGGGCUGAGCGGGCCGGACUCCCGUGUGGAGACCAUCUCCCGCCUGGCGCAGUGGCGCAUCGACACCUUCGGCCCCUGCUCCUACCGCCGCUCCGACCCCUUCAAGCUCGGCAUCUGGAAUUGGUACCUGUCGGUGGAGAAGAGCCGGUUCAUUUACGUGCGGCUCUUCCCGGAGCCCGGUCGGCUAGCCAAGGAGCAGUCACCACUCGCGCGCUUCGUGCUCCGUGCCUCCUGGGCCGGCCCGCCACGCCGCGCCAGCGUCUCCCCUGUGUUCGAGCACCUUCUCCGAAGCAGCGAUGACUUUGUGUGGCAAGUUGACAUGAUGUCCCAUGGGCGUUUUACAAUCGAUGUUGAGUUUCUGGACCUGAGGAUAGCCAAUGACAAUGCUACUGAAUCGUCAUCGUCGAUUUGGCUGAAUGAAGGCAUGGUGCAGAACAUUGCUAGUAAGAGCACUCUCAGAUGCCUUUCACGCAUGUUCACGGAGUCUAUCCAUGCUGACGUGACCAUCAACACAACGGAUGGUGCCCUCAAGGCCCACAGGGCUAUCCUCGCAACAUGUUCUCCCGUCUUUGAGAGCAUGUUCCUGCAUGAUCUUAAGGAAAAGGAAUCGUCCAUGAUCAACAUCAACGACAUGUGCCUCGAAUCUUGCUCGGCAUUGCUUGGUUUCAUCUACGGGACCAUAAAGCAAGACCAGUUCUGGAAGCACCGCCUCUCACUGCUUGCUGCAGCAAAUAAGUAUGGCAUCAGUGACAUCAAGGACUGCUGUGAGGAGAGCCUGUUGGAGGAUAUAAACUCUAGCAACGUCCUCGAGAGGCUUCACAUAGCGUGGCUGUAUCAGCUCGAGAACCUGAAGAAAGGGUGCCUUAGCUACUUGUUUGUGUUUGGGAAGGUGUACGACGUGAGAGAUGAGAUCCACAGCUUCUUCCACCAUGCCGAUCUUGAGCUGUUGCUGGAGAUGUUCCAAGAGGUCCUGAGUGUUUGGAAACCGAUGCAUUGUGCUUUCAAAGCGCCCCUUGUGAGUUGUACUUGUUUCAUAGUUAAAGCUUGUUAAGUUGCUAUGUGUAGAGGAAGCUGGUUAUGUAAAUAGUGUACAAAUUUGGAAAGUCUGCUAGAAUCUUAAGAGCAGUUAACUUAUCCAGCGUCAACUACUGAUGUCCAAAGCCUCCUUGUGCAGUUUGUAUGUGAUUUGCACUGUUACGGGCAGAUGCGUAUGUUUAUUUGGAGUCCACUUUGGUGUGCUA
This is a messenger RNA of Phragmites australis (common reed), 1350 nucleotides long. RefSeq names its product BTB/POZ domain-containing protein At1g21780-like. NCBI's taxonomy places the organism in Eukaryota, Viridiplantae, Streptophyta, Magnoliopsida, Poales, Poaceae. The record is from RefSeq and is a predicted model, not a curated record. Gene Ontology annotation, molecular function: protein binding. The transcript has 4 exons. The coding region runs from base 84 to 1160 and encodes 358 amino acids.